GGUUUCUGUUGGCGAAUGCAGGCUGAAAGGCUAAGUGCUGUGCAGCGUGGACCAGGAGCCCUCGGGUCAGCUGCAAGCCUGCUUCAGGCAUCAAGCACUGGAACCAGGAUGAGUGUGGAAGCAAGUGGCAAGCCCCUGAAAGUGGGCUCCAGAGUCGAAGUCAUUGGAAAGGGGUACCGUGGAACAGUGGCUUAUGUUGGGGCCACUUUGUUUGCCACUGGAAAGUGGGUUGGAGUCAUCUUGGAUGAAGCUAAGGGCAAGAAUGAUGGCAGCGUGCAGGGCAGGAAGUACUUCACCUGCGAGGAGAAUCACGGCAUCUUUGUGCGCCAGUCGCAGAUCCAGGUGUUUGAAGAUGGAGCAGACACGACCUCCCCAGAAACACCAGAGUCAUCUUCCCUGAAAGUCCCCAAAAGAGAUUCACUGGAAGCUGCCAAGGCCAGCAAACUGGAGAAAACGAUCUGUUGCCGUUAACGUGCACGUGGCACUUGCAGCUUUCCAUUUGAGACGAUGCCUGGAGAUCAGAUCUCAUGCUUCAGGACUCUCUCUGAUCAUCUGCUACAGUCAGGAAGGAUUUUUUCCCCUGCUCAAAUGACUGCCCAGAUGGAAUCUCAUGUUUUUGCCUUCCAUGUUUGAAGCAUCUGAGAUUGAGCGCAGUUACAAACGGGAGCAGCCCUGUGCUUGGAGGGCGCACAGGGGAUCCCCUCUCCUAGACAUUUGGCUGGUGUGUCUUGCUCAUGUGCUCUGCCUCAAACUGAUUACCAGGUCUGGGGCUGGAAGAACGCUUUCCCCAGACCGUAGCGGGGGGAUUUGCUCCCUGCAGCAUGGGGCAUGGUUUGUCUUCUGGGCUUGUCUCAGUCAUCUUCCUGCCAGUGCAUUGGUGGCCUACUGGGUGUCUUCAUAGUUUCAUAGUAGCUAGGGUCAGGAGGGACCUGAACAGAUCAUCUAGCUUGACCCUCUGCCACAGGCAGGAAUGAAUGCUGGUCUUGUGUUACCCUGGCAAGGAUCUCAGCUCUUUAGUCCCCUGAGGAUUUAAAUGCAAUUUUAAAUAAAGUUUCUGGGCUUAGUAUGACGUAGUUCGGUGGAACUGAAUGGCCUGAUUACAUAGGACGUCCAGCUAGAUGAUCCCUUCUGUCUGUGGAUCUACUGAAUCUCGUCUCUCAGUGGUUUCUUCCACGUUCCUCUGAGGACACUGAGCUAGAAGAGGCAGUGGCCUUUUGUUAUAACAUACUGCAGAUAUUCCUUCUGCAGCGGUCUGAAUUUACAGCAGAGGUCUUUGUG
Messenger RNA from Alligator sinensis (Chinese alligator), 1278 nucleotides. RefSeq names its product dynactin subunit 1-like. The transcript is spliced from 5 exons. Gene Ontology annotation, cellular component: nucleus; microtubule plus-end; cytoplasm. Gene Ontology annotation, biological process: cytoplasmic microtubule organization. NCBI's taxonomy places the organism in Eukaryota, Metazoa, Chordata, Crocodylia, Alligatoridae. Gene Ontology annotation, molecular function: microtubule plus-end binding. The coding region runs from base 16 to 471 and encodes 151 amino acids. The record is from RefSeq and is a predicted model, not a curated record.